GAAAUCUUCAUUCUUCGGAUAAUCGUCCUAGGGUUAACAACUCUUUGCAGCCAGUGCGCGUGACAUUGAAGUGAAAGCCGGCGUUUUUUCCCAAGUCAUUUUAUACGUUAUCAAAAUUAUCUUGUUUAUUAUAAACAUAGAACAUAUAAAAUCUUAAAAGAACUAUAAAGUGUGAUCAAAGAUACAAGGUGAUUAGUAUCGAUUGCAGAGCUACCUAUUCUCGGGAUUUCUCACCGCGCCGCACUCGGUACUUCUCCAAAAACGUUAAAGCACAAGAGGAACCGUUACCGUCGCCGAGAUGGCGUUUAUGAUGCCAGUAGUGAAGAACGAUUGGGACAUUUAUCACACGCAGCGUUCUCGCCGCACCUCGGAGUCGGCAGAGAAGGUGGUUGCCGGCGUGGGGGGCCGCGUACGGAAAGUGUCGGAGUCGCGGUCGGAGGGGCCGGCGCUGUCGCCGCGUAUGGGCUCCGCGCUCAGCCCACACCGCAGCGCGCCCGCCAUGCGCUCCCUGUCCUACUGCCGCGCGCCGCACUCGCGGGUCUCCUUGCGGGCCCAAGACAGCCCCAAGGGCUCGGCUAGCCCGCCCAGCGCUGCGCGCGACACGGAAAAGUUCCACAGCAGGGCGCGCGCGGAGUCCCCCGAGCGCUCGCGCUCGCGCUGCGCCGCCUGCGUGCCCUACCUGUGACUGUGACCAAGCUGUGGUCAUGUCGCGCCCGCCGCAACACAAGCGCCGACACACUAUCUGUGAUACGUACGGGAUAGUGCCGAUGCAGAGUUGAGUAGAGAACCUAUGAAUGUGCUAACUUUAACCGCCUAAUGUUUGGGAAAUCCAGUCUAAUCGAUCAUAUUUGUGUUUUAAAGACCGCCCAAUGCAAUAGUUUGUAGCCGUCAUAUUCUGGUCCGCUUCCCCUAAUUGUUGCAUGAAUGUUUAUUUGACCGUUUAUUCUGUAAUAGCGUAUUGUAAUAGCACUCAUCAGUAUUCGAUCGUAUUAUCUGGUCGUUGGAGGCAGUAAUUGUAUGUUUCAAGACUGUAUUUAGUUUAAGGACAUGCACCGGGUAUUUUCCAACUAAACAUGACAUUGUAUACUAUAACUAUAAGCCCGGUUAUUACUUCGUUUAAUAUGUUGUAUACUAGUAUUUUAGUAGUUGUGUUUGGCAGUUCGCGAUUGAUAUCUGUGAUUUGUUAUUAAUAAGCAAUAGUGUUAUUUAUUUGGAGGCGAAUAUAGAAUAGUUCAAAGUAAGCGAAAACUUAAAAUAAUUGUUAUUAUAUUUAGUUUCGAUGGGUUCAAUUCCUUUCUAAA
Messenger RNA from Papilio machaon (common yellow swallowtail), 1301 nucleotides. RefSeq lists its product as uncharacterized. The record is from RefSeq and is a predicted model, not a curated record. Bases 299 to 685 code for a protein of 128 amino acids. NCBI's taxonomy places the organism in Eukaryota, Metazoa, Arthropoda, Insecta, Lepidoptera, Papilionidae. The transcript has 2 exons.